This is a messenger RNA of Leptopilina heterotoma, 4594 nucleotides long. Its product is annotated as ABC transporter G family member 3-like. Gene Ontology annotation, biological process: transmembrane transport. Bases 599 to 4546 code for a protein of 1315 amino acids. Gene Ontology annotation, cellular component: plasma membrane. The record is from RefSeq and is a predicted model, not a curated record. The transcript has 26 exons. Lineage: Eukaryota; Metazoa; Arthropoda; Insecta; Hymenoptera; Figitidae. Gene Ontology annotation, molecular function: ATP binding; ABC-type transporter activity; ATP hydrolysis activity.
AAAGUUAAAUAAAAAUUUAAUUUUUCAUAUAUCUGAAACAUUUCACUAUCCAUAAAAAUUUUUCUCUGCAGUUGAAUAAUUUUUGUAUUUGAAUAAUAUUUUCCUUCAAUUUAAUUUAAUUUGUUCUUUUUAAAUUUGUUUUUGCUCUAUUUUGCCAAUAUUUACCAAUCGGAGAGAGAGUUUUCUUCGCAUGAAAAAGAAGAAUCUUUUUUAACUAAUAAAAUUUUUGAUUGUAUAAACAGGUAGCGCAAGUCUUUCCUCCUCUUCGCAAAAGGUUCAGUUUCAGUGCAACUCUCGUCGCGAUUGUAGACCUCUCAUCGUUUUUAGUAAGACCUCAGUCCACGUGUAUUUUUUUUCUCAACAUUUGCAAUAAUUUAAACAAAAACAAAGUUGCUACAAAUACACCAGGAAAUUAUCGAACAUAACGUACAGGAUGUGGUUUGAAAUUCUAUCUGAAUGUGAAAAAACACUUAAAUCACAUGGAAUUCCCAUGAGGAAGAAUUAAGUCGCACUGCAAAUUGAAUUUUGGUUUUAAAUAAAUAUCACAGCUGUUUAUAUUUUUACUAAUUUUUAAAAGAAAACAAUAGGAACAAUCAAAAUGAAGGCCAGCGACGAAAAGAAACCAUUAAUACCAUCAACAUCAACUUCAAUUGGCCACGAAAGAGUUUCCUAUCAUUCAGUUAUAUUCGAUGCUCACCUCGGGAUAACGUCUCAAACUCGAACACCUGAGGCCUCAUUGCAAAUGGAACCGAUGCAAGGCUCAACAUCGGAAAAAAUUAAUCCAAAUGAUGCAUCCGAUAAAAUCACUUAUACCUGGAGUGAUGUAAAUGUUUUUGCCGCAACGGAAAGUGAGCGUUUUUGGAAGAGGAUGCUGUGGAGGAAUUCCAGACGACCUGUUCAACAGAAACAUCUUCUUAAAGAUGUGUGUGGAGCAGCAUAUCCUGGAGAAUUAUUAAUAAUCAUGGGAUCGUCGGGAGCUGGAAAGACGACGCUUUUAAAUGCCCUGACAUUCCGAUCAGGACGCGGUGUCACCGUCUCUGGAACCAUGGCAGCCAAUGGACACAGAGUUGCUGCCAGUGUCCUGACAUCGAGGAUGGCUUACGUCCAACAGGAUGAUCUCUUCGUUGGCACUCUCACCGUUCAGGAGCAUUUACUUUUUCAAGCCAUGGUGCGAAUGGACAGACAUAUUCCCUUCAGACAAAGAGUCAAUAGGGUUGACGAAGUAAUUUCCGAGUUGGCAUUGACAAAAUGUAGAAACACAGUGAUUGGAAUACCUGGAAGAUUGAAAGGCCUCUCGGGUGGAGAAAUGAAGCGACUUUCAUUUGCUUCUGAAGUUUUAACAGAUCCUCCGCUGAUGUUUUGUGACGAGCCAACGUCAGGUCUUGACUCCUUCAUGGCACAUCAAGUUGUUUCCGUUCUAAAAGCUCUGGCUGCUCGAGGGAAAACAAUUAUCGCAACUCUCCAUCAACCAUCAUCCGAAUUGUUUGCACUCUUUGAUCGAAUUCUUCUAAUGGCAGAGGGACGAGUCGCUUUCAUGGGAACUGCAGAUCAAGCUAUUGUAUUUUUCAAGGCUUUAGGAACGGGAUGUCCGAGUAAUUAUAAUCCAGCGGAUUACUUUGUACAAAAGUUGGCAAUUGUUCCUGGUCAAGAAGUCACGUGUCGUCAGUCGAUAAAUUCAAUUUGCGACAGUUUUCAAAAAAGUGAUUUAGGAACAAAAAUUGCCCUUGAGGCGGAAACAGCUCACGGCGAAUAUGAAGAUUUAAUGGAAUGGAAAAUUGGCUCGUCGAAAAUAUCGUCACCAUACAAAGCCACGUGGUGCGAGCAAUUUCGUGCCGUUCUCUGGAGAUCGUGGCUCUCCGUCAUCAAGGAACCAAUUCUCAUCAAAGUUCGACUCCUUCAAACAGUGAUGGUCUCGCUCUUGAUUGGUGUAAUUUUUUUUGGUCAACGUUUGGAUCAAGAUGGAGUGAUGAAUAUUAAUGGAGCGAUUUUUAUCUUCCUUACAAAUAUGACUUUUCAAAAUGUAUUUGCAGUCAUUAGUGUAUUUUGUGCAGAGUUACCGAUAUUUUUGCGAGAACAUCGCAAUGGAAUGUACAGAACAGAUAUUUAUUUUCUUUGCAAAACGUUAGCGGAGUGGCCAAUUUUUAUCGCAGUACCUUUAAUUUUCACGUUCAUCGCAUAUCCAAUGAUUCAACUUUAUCCUGGAAUUGAUCAUUUUUUUAUUGCCGCCGGAAUCGUGACCCUUGUGGCGAACGUUGCCACUUCUUUUGGAUAUCUAAUUUCCUGCGCAAGUACAAGUAUUUCUAUGGCACUGUCAAUAGGACCACCGGUUAUAAUUCCAUUUUUACUUUUUGGAGGUUUCUUUUUAAACACGGCUUCUGUUCCAGAGUAUUUUAAAUGGUUUUCAUAUUUAUCAUGGUUUCGUUAUGGUAAUGAGGCUUUGCUAAUUAAUCAAUGGAAAGACGUCGAGUCUAUUGCCUGCACUCGGAGCAAUGCAACAUGUCCAAAGUCAGGACACAUGAUUCUCCAAACGUACAAUUUUAAGGAAGAGGAGUUCUUAAUGGUGAUCAUCAAUUUGAUUGCACUUAUUAUUGUUUUUCGAUUUAUUGCCUUUUUGGCACUUCUUUCAAAAACUUAUCGCUCAACGAAAAAUAAAUUUCUUAAUGAAACAUCGAAUCGACAAAUUCUUCAAAGAUUUAUUGUGAUGUACCAAAAAACCGUGGGCGAAUCUGGUGUACGAGGUGUGACUCUAUCUUGGCAAAAUCUCAGCGUUUUUGCGUUGGAUUGUAAUCGAACGAUUUGCAAACGAUUAAUUAAUAAUGUGCGAGGUGCAAUUAAAUCUGGUGAGCUCACGGCAAUUUUGGGUGGAAGUGGAGCGGGCAAAAGUUCCUUGAUGACAGCAUUAGCUUUUCGAACGCCUCCGGGAGUCAUCGCCAAUGGAGAAAUAAGAGCAAGCGGAAGAAGCGUUGAUUUAGCGUACAUGAGACGUUACAGUGGUUUUAUGCACCAAGAAGAUAUUUUUAUCGGUUCAAUGACAGUGUCCGAACAUCUUUGGUUUAUGGCAAGAAUGAAAUUGGAUAGAAAAAUAUCGUCUCGUGAAAUUAAUCAGCGAAUAAAAGGUCUUUUACGUGAAGUAGGAUUAAUUUCGAGAUGUAAUAUUCGAAUUGGAAGUGGUGGCGAUGACAAAGUUUUAUCAGGUGGAGAACGAAAGAGACUUGCAUUUGCAACCGAGCUUUUGACGGAUCCGAAAAUUUUAUUUCUGGACGAACCAACGACUGGUCUUGACGCACAUUCAGCUAGUUUUCUUGUAUCACAACUAACUUCAAUUGCUGGACGAGGACGAACAGUCCUUUGCACAAUUCAUCAACCAAGUUCGGCAAUUUUCGAUUUAUUUCAAAAAAUUAUUUUAAUCGCCGAUGGUAGGAUUGCCUUUGCCGGUAGCACCGAACAGGCUAUUGAAUUUUUUUCCAGUUUGGGCUACGAGUGUCCGGUUUCGUACAAUCCGGCAGAUUUUUUCGUGACAACUUUAGCAAUUGCCCCGAAAGACGAGGACAGUAGUCACAGAACGGCACAAAAAAUUUGCAAUGCAUUCCUCUCAAGCGAUGCCUGUAAGGAGAUUGACAUCACUGUUCAACUUGAAAUACACGUUGGGGGAACUUUUAACCAAAGAGCAGAAUCUGAGGAGAUCGACAACUUUGCACAACCAUAUUGUUGGUCGAGAAUGUUUUGGUUAACUCAUCGAGGAUUUAUGCAAGUACUACGAGAUCCGUCGAUUCAGCUUCUUCGAAUUUUACAAAAAGUGUGUUUGGCAACAUUGGCGGGUCUUUGCUUCGUGGGAGCAAUUAAAUUAGAUCAAUUGGGCAUUCAAGCUGUUCAGGGUGUGAUUUUUAUUAUGGUGGCUGAAAAUACCUUUUUUCCGAUGUACUCAACCCUAGCGUUAAUUCCCCAAGAAUUGCCACUUUUUCUCAGGGAAUAUCGAGCAGGAAUGUAUCCUGCUUAUGUUUAUUAUAUCGCACGAAUGAUAUCACUCAUUCCAGGAUUAAUUAUUGAGCCGAUAUUAUUUGUUGCGGUUGUUUACUGGUUAGCUGGCCUUCGACACACCAUGGAAGCUUUUGGUCUGACACUUCUAGUUUUAAUUUUCACUAUGAAUGUCUCAACUGCUUGUGGAUGUUUCUUUUCAGCCGCAUUUGAAAAUGUCCCAUUAGCAAUGGCCUAUCUUGUCCCUUUCGAUUAUCUUUUGAUGAUCACAAUGGGACCUUUCGCCAAACUUGAUUCACUGCCCAUUUAUGUUCAAUGGGUAAAAUAUCUUUCAUGGCUUUUGCAUUCAACAGAAGCUCUCUCAAUUGUUCAAUGGACAAACGUUGGAAAUAUUUCGUGUGAGGCAACAAAUCCCGAGCUGCCAUGUAUCACGAGCGGAUCGGCCGUACUUGAAAAUUACGAUUUCAAUGAAAAUAAUUUCUGGCAGGAUAUCAUUCUAAUGGCAAUAAUUUACACAAUUUUCCACAUUCUUGGAUAUCUUUUUCUAUGGAGGCGUUGUCGCAGCAAAUAAAGUAAAAAAAAACCUGAACGAAAACUCCUCCAACCAAAGACAAAGAAA